Saccostrea echinata is the source of this 2283-nucleotide messenger RNA. Its product is annotated as receptor-type tyrosine-protein phosphatase mu-like. Gene Ontology annotation, biological process: protein dephosphorylation. The transcript is spliced from 14 exons. Gene Ontology annotation, molecular function: protein tyrosine phosphatase activity. Lineage: Eukaryota; Metazoa; Mollusca; Bivalvia; Ostreida; Ostreidae. The coding region runs from base 1 to 1467 and encodes 488 amino acids. The record is from RefSeq and is a predicted model, not a curated record.
AUGUCUGGUGUCAAAAGAGAUUAUAAAAGCGAAAGACGUUAUAUUGCAGCCCAAGGUCCACGGAAAAACACAUUGGCAGACUUCAUUAAAAUGAUAUGGCAAGAAAACAUAGAAUGCAUUAUUAUGUUUACAAAUUUAGUUGAAAACGGAAAGAAUAAGUGUGCUAAAUACUGGCCGGAUAAAGAAAAGUCUGUCAAUAUUGGAAAGUGUACUCUUAGUCAUUUAGAAGAAACAGCAUAUGCUUUCUAUACAGUUCGAAUGUUCUCCUUUCAAAAGAAAGACUCACAUGAUAUACGGAUUAUCACCCAGUUCCAUUACACGGCUUGGCCAGACCACAGUACCCCAGAGGAGAUAGGACUUGUUCAGUUUCAGAGAACUGUGACAAAAAGAUAUGAAUCUGGUGCCCCUUUACUGGUUCACUGCAGCGCCGGAGUUGGCAGAACGGGUACAUUUAUUGCUCUGGAUUCUUUACUGGAACAAGGAAAAGAAAUGGGGAGGAUCAACGUUUUUGAGUUUGUCAAACAAAUGAGAGAGGACCGCAUGUCUAUGGUUCAGACAUUGGAGCAGUACGUUUUUCUACAUAAAGCAUUGCUGUGUGGAUUCCAAGAGAGAGACACAAUCCUAUCGGAAUAUGAUCUGUCCACAAAAGCAAGCUUCCUUCUCAAUGACACAGCACCAUUAAAUCAACAACAUUUAUACAAGGACUUUAAAUUCCUUGAAACCAUAAUUCCAGUGUAUGAGGACGAAUAUAAAGAGGAAGCAUUGAAAACUGAGAACAGGUCAAAAAAUGGUGAUAUGGAUAUUUUACCAGUGUCAGAAUAUCGACCAUUUCUUGCAUCAUUUGUGAAAGGAAGAAAUGGAUAUAUAAAUGCAGUGAUAUUUCCGUCAUAUACUGCAGCGGCUGGGCUGAUUAUGACACAGAGCCCCCUCCCUGAUACGGAGGUUGAUCUGUGGAGAUUGUGCGUGGACCAUCAGGUUGGGGCAAUCGUUGUCCUGAAUGACAUUGAUGAGGAUAAUAAUUGGUUGCCCGCAAGAGGUGAGAAUCGUUCAUGCCCACCAUACCUGAUAACAGCUAGAAAGACUGGAACGAACAUUGGUGGCGUCAGUCAAAGUAGUCUGCUUAUUUUACGGGAUGGAGAGACACAAAACAUAACCGCCUUCCAAGUAUGUUCCAGGAAUGAUGACGGAGUGAUCAAAUUGGCCGAGAUGGUGUUAGAAAAAGAAAAGGAAUUUAAGUUAACUUCUGUUGUUAUAAGCAAGGAUGGUGCAGGUGCAGCGGGAGUGUUCUGUGUUUUACAUAACGCCCUUCAACAACUUCGUAUGGACGGAGAGGUUGAUAUAUUUACUAUUGUCCGACAACUGCAUACCAGGAGACCUGAAGCAAUAGCUAAUCUGGAAGAGUAUAGAAAAUGUUAUCAACUAGUUUCUCGAUCCGUUUCAAUGAAUGAAACAUACGCCAAUGUGUGAAGUGUUCAAUGCAGUGUUUAUUUUCGAAACAUGUCUCAGGAUACAUUUAGACACAAAUAAUACAUUCUUGCUCCAAUAUGUAUCCAUGUUCAUUUUUAUGUUCCGAUUAUCCUGUAUUGUUUUUGUUUGAUGUGAAAGUAUGAAUAAUAUUAAUAGAAUUGAUAGUUUGUUAAUCGUUUAAUGUUUAUAACACAAUUGAAAAUAAGAUAUUGGAUCUAUAUUGUUCAAAGCAUGCUUCUCAAAGUGGCCAUGCUAUCACGGGUAUAAUGCAAUAAACAAUGCGGUGAAGGUUAAAUCCCUGCAACUAGAACCAAAGAGAAGGGUAAUUUACACAUUGCUUCUGACGUGCAUUUCUGAAAACUAUGUAAUGUUCUUAAAUAAAUCUUAACAGAAAAAAGGUGGUACAAAACAUUAUAUUAUUUUUCGGAUAGUCAAAUUAAACAACUUAAUAUGUUUUCUUAAGUCAAACUUUGAUUUUUAAUGACCAAUACCAUUGAUUCCAUCUUAAAAAGAUGACUCAUAUAUGUGUAACCCAUAAUUAUUUGAAAAAAAAAACUUGCUUGGUACUCACUGUACUAUCUUACCAACCAAUUAUAUAACUAUACUGGUUCUUCCUGCUUUUAAUAACCAAAGUCAUCGUUUAUUCAGUUUCCAUUUCACCAAUAAACGAAAUGCAUUGUUUCAAACAGACAACUUAUAUAAAUGCCAUACUUUUUUCUUAUUGUUUUCCGUGAUUUUUAUUGCUCUCCUUGACUUUUACGAGUCAGUGUUAGGUAUGGCCCGUUUUCAAUAUUAGAAUAUAUAAAGAAUAAUAUG